Molecule: messenger RNA, 978 nt
Organism: Panicum hallii
Lineage: Eukaryota; Viridiplantae; Streptophyta; Magnoliopsida; Poales; Poaceae
Product: ER membrane protein complex subunit 7 homolog
Exons: 7
Coding region: 87-710 (207 amino acids)
Cellular component (GO): EMC complex
Molecular function (GO): carbohydrate binding
Source: RefSeq, a predicted model, not a curated record
CGAGCCGAAGGCCGCGACGAGCCUCUCCUCUCACCUUCUCUUUCGGCCUUCCGCGACCGCGGCGAGCAACGACGACCACGGCGAAGAUGGCCGCUUCCUUUGCCCCCCACGGUCACCUCCUCCUCCUCCUCCUCCUCGUCGCCGUCGUGUUGGCUUGCCUCGGCACCGCUGCCGCGGCUGGAUCUGGCGAGGGGUACACGAUCGCCGGCCGCAUCAAGAUCGAUGGUGCGAAUGCGAAGGGCUUUGGUCUUCCAGCUAAGACAUCAAACACAAAAGUGAUACUUAAUGGUGGUCAGAGGGUUACAUUUGCCAGGCCAGAUGGCUACUUUGCUUUCCACAAUGUGCCAGCUGGAACUCAUUUGAUUGAAGUUUCCUCAAUCGGUUACUUCUUUUCCCCUGUUCGAGUAGACAUCAGUGCAAGGAAUCCUGGCUAUAUUCAAGCAGCAUUGACUGAAACCAGAAGAGUUCUAAAUGAGCUUGUGCUGGAACCUCUGAAGGAAGAGCAGUACUAUGAGGUGAGGGAGCCUUUCUCCGUUAUGUCACUUCUGAAGAGUCCCAUGGGGUUGAUGGUCGGUUUUAUGGUCCUAAUGGUCUUCGUGAUGCCCAAGAUGAUGGAGAACAUAGAUCCUGAGGAGAUGAAGCAAGCUCAAGAACAAAUGAGGAACAACCCUGUUUCAUUCUCAAGCUUGCUAGCCAGAGCGCAGGGCUAGAAGUAGAAUAUGGGGAUAACGCAAAGGGGUCUGUCUAGUCGAUAAUGUGAUGAAGAGCUGUACUAAAGUGCUUCACACGUCGCUAAGAGUGAUUUCCUGGGGAUGUGGAAAUUCUUUCCCCUAUUUUUACUGUAUUUUAAGCUGUAAUUUAUCUGUGAUGUAGAACCUUCUGAAACCUCUAGCUGAACUAGUCAUGCAGUACAUUAACAUAUACCCGGCAGGUUGAGUUAUUUUGUUGAAAAUAUACGUUUUGUUUGAAUCAGCUGAA